Messenger RNA from Stylophora pistillata, 2437 nucleotides. RefSeq lists its product as uncharacterized. The record is from RefSeq and is a predicted model, not a curated record. Lineage: Eukaryota; Metazoa; Cnidaria; Anthozoa; Scleractinia; Pocilloporidae.
AUCCUCGGUUAUUUGAAACGAACAACACAUCAGAAAAUAGAUACGACGACCAUGAUUGCAAGCUUGUUGGCCUAGAAUUGAAUACUUGCAACUUACAUUAGUAUUAUAGCGUGUUUUGUGCGACGACAAAUCCGCGUGCGUUUGAACUCGAUCUUCUAUGAUGCCGAAGUCACGGUCAAGAGGAAAAGAGAAUUUUCAGUUCUUGAAGCAAUUUCUUGAGGAUUCCUCCGCCAGCGAUUUGGAGCUCGAUAGAGAGAAAAACAUCGCUGAAACAUCCACGAAGCGUAAUGGUAGUUCUCAAAGUGAAAGUGUGAAAAAAGGAAAAGAUAGUGCAUUCCCAGUUGGAACAUACCCGGUGUUGUUCAAGAAGACAUGUAGAAGUAAGAGCUGUCAAACAAGGUUGUCAUCAUUUCCUCUUUUUCCAUUACCAGAGGAAACAGUGUGGAUUAGUGACGAAGAAAGAGAAACGAAGAAGAAACCUCUGAUUUCUAGGAAGAAGAAAAAACAAACCAGAUCUGCCCCCAGGGAUGCAAACAAAGAUACUAUAAAACAAGAGGAUGAAACUCAGAAACUCGACAGCAAAGUGAAAAAUCCUGAUGGGACUAGAAAAAGCUUCAGAUCAGAGCACCAACUUAAAGAAACUGAUAACCCUGUUAUAAAGACCUGGCUUCAUAAAAAAGCCAUUGUGGCUCGCAAGCAAAAAAAGUUGGAACGACAGGAAAAACGUGCAAAAAGGGCUGCUCUACAAGAGGAGGCCCGUAUUCAAGCUGAAAGGGCUUUUGAAUCCAUUGAAAGGGUUGGGUUAUGGCUAAGAAAGAAACGCAAACAGGCAAAACUUGAAUGGAGGAAAAGUCACACCAGGGUCACACCUCAACAAGGGGAUGGCAGUUUACACUCAAGUGAAUCUACUUCACUACUACCCCCUUAGUAUAGGGUUGUGAGGAGUUUUAAGUGCCAAGCAGGGGAGGUGUCUGAAGAUAAAAGAGAAUCAGUGCCUAAAUCAAUGUUAAUGACUAAAGAACCUUUCUCAGCAUCCCCUGCUGAAGAUCAAAAUUAUAGUAAAAAAAAAGUACUUCUUGAUAUGAAAAGUGAAUCAAGUAAGGAAGGAAAUGCUGCCAAUCUUGUAAAGCAGCGUGCAAAAACUGCUAUGGAUCACACAAAACAAAUGUCCCUUUCUCAUCCUAAAACAGCCACAAAAAGACCAAAAACAGCAAAGGAAAGGCCCACCAAGAAUGCUGACACCAAGGCAAAAGCAACUAACGCUGCAUCCAGUCAUGACUCGCUGAAAAAAAUGCAGGCAUUAAGUUAUGAUGAAUGGUUGAAACUGAAACGAAAUGGUGACAAGGAAAAAAUGAUAAAAAAGAAACGUGACUUGAUAGAUUCUCAUUUAGAAGCUGUUAUCAAAGAACUUGGAAAGAAAAGGGUAGAAAAAAUUAUGUCUCCAAGAAAACAUGUCGAUACAGGUUUGAAAAAAUUUUCCUGUUCCCCUCAGCAGCUUCCUCAAUCAGAUAACUCAAAGCUCAACAAAGCCAACCCAUACCGAUGGGUUUUGAGUAGACAACCCCGCCCUGAGCCACAGGGGUGUGACUUUCCAGAAACCCAUGGUGCUGACAAUGCUACAAGUGCAUCUGGUAAACACAGUGUAGAGAGUAAUAAUGAUACUAGUGGUGUAGAACAGCAUCAAAUUUGUCAAGAAGUGAAUGACACAUAUGAUGAACUUAAGCCUUCAAUAGAGAAGGUUAAGGGCAUUCUUGAUUCAGAGAUAAAGAAGCUCAAAGAAUCUGGAAAAGGUCUGGAUAAGCCCAUAGAUUCACCAGUUUCAUCUUCUACAACACCAGACGAGUCCACCACUGAGGAACUGAGACUAUCACAGCCUAUGUCUGCUAGGCCUUUUUAUGCAAGACCAACAACAGCCCCACCUCUUACCACAAAACCUGGCAGCACCCACCUGACAAAGGAGCAGAAAAAAAAGAUUGCAGCAGAUCUUGAUGUACUUGGAAUUUGUGGUAGUGAAUCAUCAGAAAAAGAUGAAAUUGAAAAAGAUGAAAUUGAAAUAGAAACUGUUAUUGAUGUUGAGAAAGAUACAAAAUCCACUGUAAGAGAGAACUAUUUUGACUAUGGAAGUGAUAUUGACCCUCCCACAAUCCAACCACCAGAAUUUGUCCAAUAGCUACUGAAAACCAAUGUAAUAUCAUGGAAUCAAGAUGAAUAAGAAUCCUCCCCUGUUGUCAGCUUCACUUCCAAUUGGUAUAAGGGAAGCAAAAGCUUUGGUAACACCUCACAUAUCUUUGGAUUGUCUAUACACAGAACAAUACAACAGGAAUGUUGCCUAAGGCCAACCAGGCAUUUGCAAAGACAAGGGAAUAAUAGGGACCUUAAGAAACCACGAUGGCGACGGCAAUGAGGACAUGGAAAAACAAGAGAUCUAAUUGGCAGA